UGUAUUUUGCCUCUUGGUCCUGCCUUGACCAUAUGUAGUUAUGUUUCUUCCAUACAUUAGUCCCCACUCCUUAAAACUUAAAACCCUUCUUCUUAUUUUCUAAUUUCCACCCUAUAAAUCACAAAAUAAUCCUACUAUUUUCUUCUACUAAUCUUCUUUUACUUCUAAGUAGUUUUUUAUUUGAAAACACUCAAGAAAAUUGUGCAUGUCAUACAUGGAUCUAAGACCCUCCACCUUCAUCAUCAAUUGCUUCCUUCUCUUUCUCAUAGUCACUUUCUCUAGAGGGGGAUCGGAAACAUUGGAUUCAGAGAUUUAUGAGAUUGAUUAUAAAGGUCCUGAGACUCACUCGUUUGUGCCUCCACCUGAUCAUUCCCAUGGUAACCCUCAUUCACCUCAUCACAAAACCCCUGCAGCUGCAACCAAAGUUAUGGGUUUAGUGGAUAUUGAUGUUACCAUGAAACAAAAGGUUAAGGAAAUCCAUGGAUGAAAAGCUUUACAAUUACAUGUGAUCUAUGAUAUCGUGCUCGUGUAUGGAUGCAAAUAUAUAAUAGUAUUCUACUUAAAUGAGACUUUAAGAUUCUCUUCAAUACUACGAACUAUGUUUCUUAAGUUACGAUUACUCUAACUAAUUGAAAAUUAGUGAUUGAAGAA
This is a messenger RNA of Trifolium pratense (red clover), 651 nucleotides long. RefSeq lists its product as uncharacterized. Bases 206 to 487 code for a protein of 93 amino acids. NCBI's taxonomy places the organism in Eukaryota, Viridiplantae, Streptophyta, Magnoliopsida, Fabales, Fabaceae. The transcript has 3 exons. The record is from RefSeq and is a predicted model, not a curated record.